Molecule: messenger RNA, 5850 nt
Organism: Prunus armeniaca (apricot)
Lineage: Eukaryota; Viridiplantae; Streptophyta; Magnoliopsida; Rosales; Rosaceae
Source: the annotation of a GenBank genome assembly
AUGGAGGCUUUGACGGAGCUCUGCGACCUGAUUGCGGAGCACCCGACCCAAUUCGCCGAGAAGCUCUCGUGGAUUUGUGGCCGGUGUCCACCUCCGGAGUUUCUUCUGUGUGGAUCGCCUAGGGUUUCGCGGUCUCAGCUCAAUGCCGUGCUCGCCGUGUCUCGCUUCAUCUCCAAAUGUCCCGAUUCCGCCGAUCCCCGCCCAAAAUCUGUGGUUCUCGAGUUCCUUCGCUCGGUUCCCGCUUCGUUCAAUCGGUCAUUUUGGCCCCAAUCGUUUGGAAAUGACUCGAUCGCUUCUUUCUUCUCCGAUUUCUUGGGGUAUGUCUGUAAAGCCACCGAAUUGUCGUCGGAUUUUGCUACAGAGAUCACUGGGUUCACUGGGGAGGUUGUGGUUACAGCGAUUAGCAAUGGUGGCGAAGAUUCAGGGAUUUCCAGGGCUUUUCUCAUGGCUCUGUCAGAAAAUUUCCCUCCAAUUUUGCCAUCGGAUGCAGAGAAGUUGAUUACAAUGUUUAUGGAUCAGUUUGCGGCCUCCGGUCCCAUGGUUCAGUCCCCGGUUACACCGAGACGAAUUGCCGCGAACUCAGAGACCUCGUCGGCGCAGAGCUCGCCUUUGAAUGGCAAUCAUUACCAGGCCAAUGAGAGUUCCAGCCCCAGAAACGAGGCGAGUAAUGUGACGGGUUCAUCAGGUAGUGUAUCAUCGAGGGGGUCGGUGAUGGUGAAUGGGAGCAGCAUUGUGUGGAAGAGUGGUGUUGAUCAAUUGGGUCUGACUUUUGGUCUCAGUGAAGGAGGUGGAGCUGUGAUGCUUAAGCAGCAAGUUUCUUCAUUCGAGGAAGAGUCUGUGGAGAAUUUGGAGAAGCAAGAGAUUGCUUUUAAAUUGGUUGCUCAUAUUUUAGAUAAAGUCCGCAUUGAUUCUGCGCUUUUGGAGCAGGUCAGGUUUAUUGCCAAGAGGCAACUACAGUCUAUGUCAGUGUUUCUAAAGAUUAGAAAGCGGGAUUGGAAUGAACAUGGGGCGCUUUUAAAAGCCAGAAUCAAUACGAAGCUGUCAGUUUAUCAAGCUGCUGCCAAGUUGAUUCUUAGUUGCCUUGCUUGCUAUGAAACUGAUGUGAAAUCAGCCAAGAAGUUGGCACAUGAGACUCUGGCAUUGUUGAUGGAUGCUGCUGAAGCUUGUUUGCUCUCUGUGUGGAGGAAGAUGAGAGUUUGUGAAGAGCUCUUUAGUUCUUUGCUAUCUGGGCUCGCACAGAUUGCAGUCAAGCGUGGUGGCCAGGCACUGCGUAUUUUGCUCAUCCGCCUCAAACCCGUUGUGUUAACUGUAUGCACACAGGCUGAUACUUGGGCAACCAGCCAGGGAGCGAUGUUUGAGAGUGUGAUGAAGACAAGUUGUGAGAUAAUUGAAUCUUGUUGGACCAAGGAGCGAGCUCCAGUUGACACAUUCAUAAUGGGAUUAGCUACAAGUAUUCGUGAACGAAAUGACUAUGAAGAACAGGAAGAUAAAGACAAAGAGGCAGUUCCUGUUGUGCAGCUUAAUGUUAUACGCUUGCUAGCCGAUCUGAAUGUUGCCGUUAAGAAGCCUGAAGUCGUGGACAUGAUAUUACCUCUAUUUAUUGAAAGCUUAGAAGAGGGUGAUGCUUCAAGUCCUAGUUUAUUGCGACUCCGGCUCCUUGAUGCUGUAUCACGCAUGGCAAGUUUAGGUUUUGAGAAGUCCUAUCGUGAGACUGUUGUUCUAAUGACAAGGAGUUACUUAAGUAAACUUUCAAGUUUAGGAUCUGCUGAAAGCAAAACUGUGCCACAGGAAGCCACAACAGAACGUGUUGAGACUCUUCCUGCAGGAUUCCUUCUGAUAGCUAGUGGUCUUACGAAUCCUAAAUUGCGUUCAGACUAUCGUCACCGUCUGCUGUCUUUAUGCUCAGAUGUAGGGCUGGCUGCUGAAUCCAAAAGUGGAAGGAGUGGAGCAGAUUUUUUGGGGCCACUACUUCCCGCUGUAGCUGAAAUAUGUUCUGAUUUUGAUCCUUCUGUAGAUGUGGAGCCUUCACUUCUAAAGUUAUUUCGCAACUUGUGGUUCUAUGUUGCUCUUUUUGGCUUAGCACCUCCCAUACAGAAUACUCAACACCCUGCAAAACCAUUUUCCACUACACUGAAUAGUGUGGGAAGCAUGGGCACAAUUCCUCUUCAAGCUGUGGGUGGACCAUACAUGUGGAAUGCACAGUGGUCUUCUGCUGUUCAGCGAAUUGCUCAAGGAACUCCUCCACUUGUUGUUAGCUCGGUGAAAUGGCUUGAAGAUGAGUUGGAACUCAAUGCUCUUCACAAUCCUGACAGUCGUCGAGGAAGUGGGAAUGAGAAAGUUGCUGUAACCCAAAGAGCUGCUCUUUCUACUGCUCUAGGUGGGAGAGUCGACGUUGCAUCAAUGAACACUAUAUCAGGUGUGAAGGCUACCUAUCUUCUUGCUGUAGCAUUCUUGGAAAUCAUACGAUUCAGCAGCAAUGGUGGGAUCCUCAAUGGUGGCACUAGUUUAGCUACUUCUAGAAGUGCAUUCAGUUGCGUAUUUGAAUACCUAAAAACUCCAAAUCUUGUGCCUGCUGUCUUCCAAUGUUUAAUGGCAACUGUGCAUAGGGCUUUUGAAACAGCAGUGUCAUGGCUGGAAGAUCGGAUAUCUGAAACAGGAAAUGAAGCUGAGGUUAGGGAGUCAACUCUUUCUGCCCAUGCUUGCUUUCUCAUCAAAAGUAUGUCACAUAGAGAGGAACACAUUCGGGAUGUUGCUGUGAUCUUGCUGAGCCAGCUUAAAGAUAGGUUUCCACAGGUCUUGUGGAAUUCAUCUUGUGUUGAUUCCCUGCUAUUUUCAAUUCAUAAUGAUUCCUCUUCUACUGUUGUCAAUGAUCCUGGUUGGGUGGUGACAGUUCGUUCUUUGUACCAAAAGAUUGUUCGAGAGUGGAUCAUCAAAUCACUUUCAUAUGCUCCUUGCUCUAGCCAGGGUCUCCUACAGGAAAAGCUUUGUAAAGCAAACACAUGGCAAAGAGCACAGCAUACAACUGAUGUGGUUUCUCUUUUAUCGGAGAUACGGAUUGGCACAGGUAAAACUGAUUGCUGGAAUGGCAUACAAACAGCAAAUAUUCCCGCAGUAAUGGCUGCUGCAGCUGCAGCAUCAGGAGCAAACUUAAAAUUAACAGAAGCAUUCAAUUUGGAGGUGCUCAGUACUGGUAUAGUCAGUGCAACUGUGAAGUGCAACCAUGCAGGAGAAAUUGCUGGCAUGAGAAGCUUGUAUAACAGCAUUGGUGGAUUUCAAUCUGGCACCACACCAACUGGGUUUGGGCUUGGUGUUGGACUUCAAAGGUUGAUCUCCGGAGCAUUUCCUCAACAGACACAAGCUGAGGAUGAUCAAUUCAAUGGGAUAUUGCUCACAAAGUUUGUGCGUUUACUACAGCAAUUUGUUAAUGCUGCAGAGAAAGGUGUGGAAGUGGACAAGUCUCAAUUUCGCAAGACUUGUUCCCAGGCAACUGCUUUACUGCUGUCAAAUCUGGGCUCUAAUUCAAAAUCAAAUGUAGAGGGCUUCUCCCAACUUCUCCGUCUUCUCUGUUGGUGUCCUGCUUACAUUUCCACGCCCGAUGCAAUGGAAACUGGUGUUUUUGUUUGGACUUGGCCUCACCUUUCUCCUGGAGAGCCAGAAGCAGAGCCUGAAAUUGAUCCUGUUGAGCAAAUAAUGGCUCAUAGAUUAUGGCUUGGAUUUUUCAUUGAUCGCUUUGAGGUAGUUCGACACAACAGUGUUGAGCAACUCUUGCUCCUUGGACGAAUGUUACAAGGGAUGACAAAGCUUCCCUGGAAUUUUUCACACCACCCUGCAGCUACUGGUACUUUUUUCACUGUCAUGCUUCUUGGGCUCAAGUUCUGCUCGUGCCAAUCCCAGCGCAAUUUGCAGAACUUUAAAACAGGGCUUCAGUUACUGGAAGACCGGAUUUAUAGGACCUCUCUGGGUUGGUUUGCAUACGAGCCUGAAUGGUAUGACACAAACUAUAUGAAUUUUUCCCAGAGUGAAGCUCAAUCUGUCUCUUUAUUUGUCCACUACCUUUCGAAUGAGCGAGUAGAGGCAGCAGUCCAAUCUGAUUUGAAAGGGAGGGGACGAGAAAAUGGGACCACUUUGGUUGAUGUGAACGAUCAUUAUCACCCUGUCUGGGGUCAGAUGGAGAACUAUGCUGCAGGAAGAGAAAAACGGAAGCAGUUACUUUUGAUGCUAUGCCAGCAUGAGGCUGACAGGCUUGAAGUUUGGUCGCAACCCACUAAUACGAAGGAGAGUGCCUCUUCUAAGCAAAAAAUUAGUUCAGAGAAAUGGGUUGAGCAUGCUAGGACUGCCUUUGCUGUGGAUCCUCGAAUUGCUUUAUCCUUGGCCUCACGGUUCCCAACAAACACAUUCUUGAAGGCUGAAGUAACCCAGCUGGUUCAGUCACAUAUACUGGAUAUCCGAUCCAUUCCUGAAGCAUUGCCAUAUUUUGUUACCCCAAAAGCAGUUGAUGAAAACUCGGCGCUUUUGCAACAGUUGCCACACUGGGCUGCUUGCUCAAUCACACAAGCUCUUGAGUUCCUUACUCCUGCAUAUAAGGGGCAUCCUCGUGUCAUGGCAUAUGUUCUUAGGGUUCUGGAGUCUUAUCCUCCUGAACGAGUAACUUUCUUCAUGCCACAGCUAGUGCAGGCUUUGCGAUAUGAUGAAGAGAGGUUAGUGGAAGGAUAUCUGCUUAGAGCAACUCAAAGAAGUGAUAUAUUUGCCCAUAUUUUAAUAUGGCACUUACAGGGUGAGAGUUUGUUCCAGAAUCAGGAAAAGAUGCUGUUCCUGUCAAGACAGCAUAUUAUUGAUGGUUUCACUCCCAAGGCACUUGACGUGUUUCGAAGAGAAUUUGAUUUCUUUGACAAGGUUACAUCUAUUUCUGGUGUACUCUUUCCACUUCCGAAGGAAGAACGUCGAGCUGGUAUCCGGAGAGAGUUGGAGAAAAUUGAACUUGAAGGAGAGGAUCUCUAUUUGCCAACUGCCCCUAGCAAGCUUGUCAGGGGUAUUCAGGUAGAUAGUGGAAUACCCUUGCAAUCUGCAGCAAAAGUUCCUAUAAUGAUAACAUUUAAUGUUAUUGAUCGGAGUGGGGACCAUAAUGAUGUAAAACCUCAAGCUUGUAUUUUCAAGGUUGGAGAUGAUUGUCGCCAGGAUGUUCUUGCUCUUCAAGUGAUUUCCCUUCUUAGAGACAUAUUUGAAUCAGUUGGAAUUAAUCUUUAUUUAUUUCCAUAUGGUGUACUCCCAACUGGCCCAGAGAGAGGAAUUAUUGAGGACUAUGGCCCUGUUGGCUCUCCCAGCUUUGAAGCUGCACGUGAAAACUUCAUCAUUAGCAGUGCCGGUUAUGCCGUUGCCAGCCUUUUACUUCAACCAAAGGAUCGACACAAUGGGAAUCUUCUGUUUGACAACGUUGGAAGGCUUGUUCAUAUUGAUUUUGGUUUCAUCUUGGAAACUUCACCGGGUGGAAACAUGCGCUUUGAAAGUGCACACUUUAAGCUUAGCCACGAGAUGACACAAUUGCUAGACCCUUCUGGGGUUAUGAAGAGUGACACCUGGAACCAAUUUGUGAGCUUGUGCGUUAAGGGUUACCUUGCUGCCCGCCGAUACAUGGAUGGGAUCAUCAACACAGUUUCGUUAAUGCUAGACAGUGGACUGCCUUGUUUCAGUAGGGGAGAUCCGAUUGGAAAUCUUCGUAAGAGAUUUCAUCCCGAGAUGAGUGAGCGUGAGGCGGCUAAUUUUAUGAUCCAUGUAUGCACAGAUGCCUACAACAAAUGGACAACUGCUGGCUACGACUUGAUACAGUAUCUGCAGCAGGGCAUUGAGAAGUAA